Molecule: messenger RNA, 393 nt
Organism: Parnassius mnemosyne (clouded apollo)
Lineage: Eukaryota; Metazoa; Arthropoda; Insecta; Lepidoptera; Papilionidae
Source: the annotation of a GenBank genome assembly
AUGGUAAUAGCAGUAGGUAACACAGGACUUAGACCAGUGGCUCUAGUCUAUGAUCAGGGCACAGCAUUUCAAUCUGCCCUGAAGAGCCUUCAAGAGGACACAAGGCGAGAGCAAAUAAUUUCAGGUGAAAGGAUUGAUGACGUGAUUGUAAUUAAUAACCAUACACUUAGUGUAAUUCACGAUCCACCUCAUCUAAUAAAAGGAUUAAGAAAUAAUUUCCUAAAUAAAGACAUAAAAUAUAAUGACAAGAUUUCGAAGUGGAGUGACAUUGCUGAAGUAUAUAAAACAGACUUCAAACUUGCACAGAUGAGGCUUUUACAUAAAUUAAAUGAUGAACAUGUGAUUCUAGAGAAAAUUAAAAAGAUGAAGGUUAAAAAUUGCACUAGUGUUUAG